AAAGCGUCCGUGUGGAAACCGCAUCUGUGGUGGAUACACACACACAAGGUGGAACUGUCCUGUAGAUAGCUGCACGCUGCACUUGAAUUUAAGACCACAGACGUCCCCCCAACUUGUCUCUGUUGUAUUGUCGCUUGUAUGACAAUCGAUCCUCUGAUUUGUGACACUAUUAUGGCUGGCAGCACCUCCAAGACAGUUCACGAUAUCUUUCAAAGCAUGGAGUACGGGCCGACUUCUUCCAGCUCCGCCACUGCACAGGCCUGGCUGGAGAGCCGCGCCCGCACCCUCGGCCUCUUCAUCAACGGCGCGUUCCUGAACCCGGCCGGAAGACAGCUGACGAGCCUGACGGACGCUAAAGGUGAACGUGUGUUCAGUGUGGUGUGUGCUGGGAAGGAGGACGUCUCCAAGGGCCUGAGCUCCUCCGCCAGCGGCCUGCGGUCGUGGGGCGAGCUGUCCUGCGCCCAGAGGGCCAAAGUGCUGCUAAAGUGGGCGGGCGUCCUGGGUCAGCACGGCCCGUGUGUGGCGGAGCUGAGCGACCUGUCCGGGGCCUCCUGCCCCCCCGCCUCCCUGGUGCGGCUGGCCCAGUACUACUCCGGCUGGGCGCAGCUCCGCGACGCACGCCUGUCCCACUGGAGCCCGCGCGGUGUGGUGGAAGUGGUGGCCUCGGAUGACUGCCCGCUCUACUCCCUGAUGCUCAAAGUCCUGCCAGCGCUAGCCAUGGGAAACGCUGUGAUGGUCGUGCCUGGCCGUGUCGCCGCCCCCUCAGCGCUCCUAUUGGCCCAGCUCUUUACAGAGGCGGGACUCCCUGCCGGGGCCUUGAACGUUUUGCCCGGGGACCCUGUGUCUCUGGGGGCCAUUGUGGCCCAGAGCCCCACCGUCAACUCUGUGACCUACUGCGGCAAUAAGCAGGACGGAGCGGCGCUCUGCAAGGCCACGGCAGGCCUGGGCGUGGCGGUCUCCGUCUCGCCCGCCGUCGGGGCCACGUGCCCCUUCGUCGUGUUCGAGUCGGCCGACAUCGACAGCGCGGUGGACGGGGCGAUCGAGGCCGCGUUCAAGAAGAGGAAGGAGGUCCAGUGGGUGCUGUGCGUGCAGGAGGGCGUCCUGGACGCGGUGCUGGCCCGUCUGAGGCUGCGGCUGGCCGGCCUGAAGUGCGUGUCCCUGGCGAGCGAGGCGGAUCGCGUCCUGGUGGAGGCCGCAGUACAGGGGGCCGUCCAGCAGGGGGCCACGCUGAUCCAGUCGUGCGGACCCCCGGCCUCGGGCCUCCAGUACCCUGCCACCAUGCUGUGUGGUGUGGCCCCCCCCUCACCCUGCGUGGCCAGCCCCCCGCCCUGGCCGCUGCUGCCCCUCAUGACGUUCAGGAGCCACGCGGAAGGAGUGACGCUGGCGAACCACAGUCCUCACGGUCACGCAGCCUCCAUCUGGACGGAAGACCUCACCCUGGCUCUGGAGGCUGCCAAGAGCCUCUCCGUGGGCUCGGUGUGGGUCAACUCCCACUCGGUGUGUGACCCGUCGCUGCCCUCUAGUGGACACAAGGACAGCGGCACCUGUACGGACGGGGGCCAGGAGGGUCUGUACCAGUUCCUCCAGCCCUCCCCCUUCGCCCCCUCUCUCUCCCGCUCCACCCCGGCCCUGGACUACGAAAAGUUUGGAUCGGCUGCGUCGCCCGCCGUCAUUCCCACGGAGAGUGCCCCCAAGUUCUACCGGCAGUUUGUCGCGGGCAAGUCGUGCAAGUCCGAGUCUGGAGGCAGUGUUGCGGUGCAGACACCAGAUGGCGCCAGCGUGCUGGCCUACUGCCCGGACGGAGGCAGGAAGGACGUCCGCAACGCGGUGGAGGCCGCCAUCAAAGUACAGCCUGGCUGGAUGAAGAAGGGGCCUUCUGCACGCGCUCAGUCCCUCUACUCCCUGGCCAAGGAGCUGGAGGCAAAGAGGCCGGAGCUGGCCGCAGCCAUCAGAGCCCAGACCGGCCUCUCAUUGGACGAGGCUGACCUGGAGGUGGAGCUAAGCGUGGACCGGCUCACUGAUUGGGCGGCACGCUGCAGCCAAACCCAGGGCGGUGCUCCGGCCGUCCCCCAGGCAGGCUCCGCCCUCUCCCUCCCCCAGGCGCUGGGCGUGGUCGGGGUCGUCCUCCCCGACCACAAGCCCCUCCUCUCCCUGGUGACGCUGCUCGGGGCGGCCGUCGCCAUGGGCAACGCCAUUGUCAUGGUGCCCAGUCAGCGGUACCCGGUCCCAGCCUUGACUUUCAUCCAGGUGCUGCAGGCGUCCGACCUGCCAGCGGGCCUGGUCAACAUCAUUCCCGGCGCCCGCGAUCAGCUGACUGCGGCUCUGGCCAAUCACAACGUGAUCAAGGCCAUCUGGUACUGGGGCAGCCCUGAGGGCUGUCAGUACCUGCAGCACACCUGCACCGGGCCCUUCAAGACCCUGUGGCUCCACAGCGGGGGUCCCGCGGCGGAGGAGGAGGCCUGCUGGGCCCCCACCAGCACCUCCUUCCUGGAGGAGACCUGGAACCAGUCCACCCAGUGGAGGAGCGUCUGGAUCCCCACCGCCUAGGCUCCACCUCCACCUCCACCUGGCUGGACCACCGUCAUCUUCAUCACCAUCACCAUCACCAACUAGGCUGGAUCAUCAUCAUCUUUAUCACCAUCAUCACCACCACCUUGGCUGAAACCUCCACCUACACCAUCACCUAAUUCGGAUUCCCACCCACACCACCACCUAGGGUGGAGCUCCACCAACACCACCACCAAGGGUGGAGCUCCACCAACACCACCACCAAGGGUGGAGCUCCACCAACACCACCACCCAGAGUGGAGCUCCACCAACACCACCACCAAGGGUGGAGCUCCACCAACACCACCACCAAGGGUGGAGCUCCAGCAACACCACCACCCAGGGUGGAGCUCCACCAACACCACCACCAAGGGUGGAGCUCCAGCAACACCACCACCUAGGGUGGAGCUCCACCAACACCCACCACCACCCAGGGUGGAGCUCCACCAACACCACCACCUAGGGUGGAGCUCCACCAACACCACCACCAAGGGUGGAGCUCCAGCAACACCACCACCCAGGGUGGAGCUCCACCAACACCACCACCUAGGGUGGAGCUCCACCAACACCACCACCUAGGGUGGAGCUCCACCAACACCACCACCAAGGGUGGAGCUCCAGCAACACCACCACCCAGGGUGGAGCUCCACCAACACCACCACCUAGGGUGGAGCUCCACCAACACCACCACCAAGGGUGGAGCUCCAGCAACACCACCACCCAGGGUGGAGCUCCAGCAACACCACCACCUAGGGUGGAGCUCCACCAACACCACCACCUAGGCCGGGCCCCCCAGGAGUAGCAGUAGGAACCUCUGGGGGAGGAGAAUAGUGUGGCCUCCAGGUUGUAGAGGUUAGGCCAGGAGGAGGUCCCAACGAGUAGGAAGGAAGGAAGGAAGGAAGGAAGGAAGGAAGGAAGGAAGGAAGGAAGGAAGGAAGGAAGGAAGGGUUCAGGAGAGGUAGCAGGAGUGCGGAGGUGUCAUAAGGGGCUCAGUCCUGAAGCCACUGUCAUUGUCUUGGUAAAAUAGUCCAGUUCCAACCCCCCUUCUGCCUGUGUCUCGAUCAGAUGGCGAGUGCUUCCAGAGAGGGAAAUCAAAGAGUCGAGGUAGUGUUUGACCUCAUCCUAAAAUCAUUGAAUAUUAAUGACUUAUUCCGAUUAAAAUACUGUUUGCCCCAAAUUAUUACACGGCGAUGUUUGUAAAAAUACAGCGUGAUUUGUUCUCUAACAUUUGGUACACACGGUUCUAUUUCUCAUGUUCUGUCAAAUUUAGAAAAUGAUAAAAAUACACAGAUUUGCAUAUGCAUUAUGAUAAAUCACAAAACAACAUUAAUGUUUUCAGUACAACCCAAAUUAUGAAGAAGUUACCUCUGAUAGUGUUUGAUAGAAUAAUAUAAUUUUAAUAUGUGAAAAUGCUUUGCUAGAAUCUUGGCGGUUAACGUUGUACCUCUUGUAUUCGAGCAGGCCUUCUACUGUAUAAUUUCCAGCGAAAGUACUUGCUUUGGUAGCAUUCACAGUACGAGAGAAAGAAGAUGAAUCCAUCUAAAAUAAAAUCUGAUGUAACCUGUAUAUUCCAGCCAUAUCUGCCUUGUAUUUCAGCUUCUAUAAGCGUUGAUUUCUUUCCAGAUAACAAUAAUUCUUGGCUCUGAACAAUGUGAUACUGUAAUCUUCAGCCAGCAAACUACAUUCAUAGUUUGAUGGCAGUAACAUUCCCGGAAAGCACUUAAAGAGUUUCAAAAUGUGAAAGCCAUGCCUUUAUAAAAAGUUUGUUAUUAAAGAUCAAAUGUUAUAAAAUGUGCUGCGUCACAUUCUUUUAAUAGCUAAUAAAGAGCGGAUUAAG
This is a messenger RNA of Gadus chalcogrammus (walleye pollock), 4384 nucleotides long. It is a transcript of the gene aldh16a1, whose product is annotated as aldehyde dehydrogenase 16 family, member A1. The record is from RefSeq and is a predicted model, not a curated record. The transcript has 17 exons. NCBI's taxonomy places the organism in Eukaryota, Metazoa, Chordata, Actinopteri, Gadiformes, Gadidae. The coding region runs from base 139 to 2547 and encodes 802 amino acids. Gene Ontology annotation, molecular function: oxidoreductase activity, acting on the aldehyde or oxo group of donors, NAD or NADP as acceptor.